AUGCAUGUCUGCCAACCGUCUAAAUCUACGGGUCCAAAUCUUCUCAAAAUGCUUGGCAAACACCAUUGCCGGGAUCCCUCGUGGACCCCUCAGCCAAGCAAUGUGAGCAUCGGCAGCGUCCUCACCAGCAACCCUCCGGGUUCCGUCGAGCAGAUGCAGCCAACUCCCGUCAACCAGCUUGUCAGUGUUGUUGGAAGCUACGCUGCUCCUUCCAGCGCUCAGGCACACAGUAGGCCGCCGUGUACUCCAAACACUCCUGGUACACCAUUCCACGAACGCGAUGGCGUAAUACCUCAGCCACAGCUACAAAAUAUCGUGUGUACAGUGAAUCUCGAGAUAAGGUUGGACUUAAGACGGAUAGCUCAAAGCGCACGUAACGCUGAGUACAACCCGAAACGAUUUGCUGCCGUGAUCAUGCGUAUCCGGGAGCCACGAACUACUGCACUCAUCUUCUCCUCCGGCAAAAUGGUCUGCACUGGUGCCAAAAGUGAGAAUGAGGCGCGUCUUGCUGCGCGCAAGUACGCCCGAAUUAUUCAAAAGUUGGGUUUUGAUGCUCGAUUCAAAGGUUUCACAAUUCAGAACAUGGUGGGGUCCUGUGACGUGCGGUUCCAUAUUCGUCUGGAGGGUCUAAACGCUGCACAAAAGAAAUUUACCACGUACGAACCCGAGUUGUUUCCCGGGCUUGUUUAUCGGAUGCAAAAGCCCAAGAUUGUCCUUCUGAUUUUCGUGUCAGGGAAAAUCGUCUUAACCGGUGCCAAAGUGCGAGAUGAGAUCUAUCAAGCCUUCAGUAAUAUCUAUCCAAUACUAAAGAACUUUAUGAAAUUGGAUUCAGACAAAUCGGGACUGCAUCAACAAGCAAUCAGUGGAUAA
This is a messenger RNA of Echinococcus granulosus, 870 nucleotides long. Its product is annotated as TATA-box-binding protein. The record is from RefSeq and is a predicted model, not a curated record. The transcript has 6 exons. Gene Ontology annotation, biological process: DNA-templated transcription initiation. Bases 1 to 870 code for a protein of 289 amino acids. Gene Ontology annotation, molecular function: DNA binding; RNA polymerase II general transcription initiation factor activity. NCBI's taxonomy places the organism in Eukaryota, Metazoa, Platyhelminthes, Cestoda, Cyclophyllidea, Taeniidae.